CCAUCUACUAAUGUUACUACAACAUGUACUACUGUUACUACAACAUGUACUACUACAUCAUCUACUAAUGUUACUACACCAUAUACUACUACACCAUCUACUAAUGUUACUACAACAUGUACUACUGUUACUAAAUCAUCUACUACUACACCAUCUACUAAUGUUACUACACCAUUUACUACUACACCAUCUACUAAUGUUACUACAACAUGUAGUACUGUUACUACAUCAUCUACUACACCAUCUACUAAUGUUACUACAACAUGUAGUACUGUUACUACAUCAUCUACUACCACACCAUCAACUAAUGUUACUACAACAUGUAGUACUGUUACUACAUCACCUACUACUACACUAUCUACUAAUGUUACUACAACAUGUACUACUGUUACUACACCAUCUACUACUACACUAUCUACUAAUGUUACUACAACAUCAUCUACUACUACACCAUCUACUAAUGUUACUACACCAUUUACUACUACACCAUCUACUAAUGUUACUACAACAUGUAGUACUGUUACUACAUCAUCUACUACACCAUCUACUAAUGUUACUACAACAUGUAGUACUGUUACUACAUCAUCUACUACCACACCAUCAACUAAUGUUACUACAACAUGUA
This is a messenger RNA of Anarrhichthys ocellatus (wolf-eel), 625 nucleotides long. RefSeq names its product cell wall protein DAN4-like. Lineage: Eukaryota; Metazoa; Chordata; Actinopteri; Perciformes; Anarhichadidae. The transcript has 2 exons. The record is from RefSeq and is a predicted model, not a curated record. The annotation marks the transcript as partial.